Messenger RNA from Chenopodium quinoa (quinoa), 3165 nucleotides. Its product is annotated as DEAD-box ATP-dependent RNA helicase 31-like. The record is from RefSeq and is a predicted model, not a curated record. NCBI's taxonomy places the organism in Eukaryota, Viridiplantae, Streptophyta, Magnoliopsida, Caryophyllales, Amaranthaceae. Bases 381 to 2834 code for a protein of 817 amino acids. The transcript is spliced from 10 exons. Gene Ontology annotation, molecular function: ATP binding; nucleic acid binding; RNA helicase activity. Gene Ontology annotation, cellular component: chloroplast.
AUUAAUCCAAGUAUCACAUCUUGUCUAAAAAUGAGCUACAAGCCUACGAGUAUAAACUUGCAACUUUGCAAGUUGCAACUGAGUAUAUAAAUAUACUACGUACAACAUUUCUUUUCUCUGGUCACACACCUACUAGCUUGAUAAUAUUUAUUCAAAAAAAAAAAAAAAAAAAAUCACACCUACUAGUUUGAUAAUAUUAUUAUUUUCUUUAUUUAGAAAGAUAAAAUAUCCUGUAACCUAAAAAUCCCAAGUCGAAAAAUCAGAAAAACCCUUGUUAAACCCCUUAUCUUCCACCUCAAAAUCUCUACCAUUUCCGGACCCCUUAUCACAACCGGAAACCGGCAAAGUCAGUAAUUCUCUCUCCUCCACCACCCCAUUUGAUGCCGUUAAAACCACCACCACUCCGCUCAUUUCUCUCUCCUCUUCCGGUCACCCUUUGCCCUUCUAUGUCUUUAUAUUCUAUUCGUCAACCCUAUUUUGCAAUCCCUACUUUUCGUCGCAUUUUUCCUUUAAAGCUCAAACUUUUAGGGUUAGGGUUUUCUCCUCGCACAUUUUCGACCCGCCCGUUUCAGUCCAGGCCCAAUUCAGGGCCCAAAUACCCUCGUGCUAAGGCAGAGCCUGUUGCAAAAAGCUUAGUUGAGGAUGAAGAUGAUUUAAGCAACUGGGUUAGUGGUUUAAGGACUGGUUCUUUUAGGUCUGGGAGUUUUACUGAAGACGAAGAAGAUAGUAGUAGAGGAAAAGGGAAGAUAAGGGCUAGUUUUGAUCAUCAAAUGGGUAAGAGGGGCAGAGAGAGUAAUUUUGCUAAUGGUGAGGAUAGGGGUUCUGGGAAAUUUGGUAAAAGGGGUUUUCGGAAUGCCGGUGAUUCGGGUGAUUCGUCGAGGUUUGGGGGUGAAGGUGAAGGGAGGGAGUACAGGAAAAGAGGUGGUGGGGUUAGAGAAGGUGGAAGGGGAAGAGAUAAGGAGUUUGGGGCGAGGGGCGGGCGGGGUUCGAGUAAUGUGGGUGGUGCUGUGAAGAGUCCUCCGAAGUUUGGGAGGAGCUUUGGUGGUGAAGACGGGGGGAGGGAAAUGAAGAGAAGGGGUGGGGAGAGAAAUGGAGGAUUUCAAGGAAAGAAAAUUUGGACUAAGGUUAAUACAGGAGGUGAGAAGCGUGGUGUGAGGCGAGCUGCUCCUGUUUUAUCCUCGGAGGAGGAUGAUGAUGAGGACGGGGAUGAGGAUGAUUUGGGGAAAGACAAGCAGAAGUCGGUUUCGGGUUUUAUGGAUUUGAUUGGUGAGGAAUCUGAGGAUGAUAGUGAGGAGGAUUCUGAUGAAGAGGAUGAAGAAGUUGUGGUUAGGAGUAGAAGUUCUUUAUUUGCAGAUAAGGGUGCGAAUUCAAGUUCUGGACCGAGCUCUAUUGAUGGAGGUGGAGCUGAUUCUUACCUUAGUGAAACCAGGUUUGAUCAAUGCAGUAUCUCACCCUUGUCCUUGAAAGCAAUCAAGGAUGUUGGAUAUGAGAAGAUGACCAUGGUGCAAGCGGCGACACUCCCUGUUAUACUAAAAGGUAAGGAUGUUAUGGCCAAGGCUAAGACAGGCACAGGAAAAACUGUAGCAUUUUUGCUUCCGUCCAUUGAAACGGUGCUAAAGACACCUCCUGCUGGCCGUGAUCAGAAGAAACCACCGAUCCUUGUACUUGUUAUAUGUCCCACGCGAGAGCUUGCUACUCAAGCUGCUAAAGAAGCUAAGACUUUGCUUAAGUAUCAUCCUUCUAUUGGUGCCCAAGUUGUGAUAGGUGGUACCAGGCUUUCACUGGAGCAGAAGCAUACUCAGACAAAUCCCUGUCAGAUUCUCGUUGCUACACCUGGAAGGCUAAUCGAUCAUAUGGAGAACACUGCAGGAUUCGCCACUCGGCUUAGGGGUGUGAAAAUCCUUGUACUUGAUGAAGCUGAUCACUUGUUAGACAUGGGAUUCCGCAAGGCCAUUGAGAAAAUCAUUGCUGCCGUUCCCAAAGAGCGGCAAACACUACUAUUUUCUGCCACUGUAUCAGAUGAGGUUCAUCAAAUCUGCCAUAUUGCUUUAAAAAGAGAUCAUCAAUUUAUCAGUACUGUUCAAGAAGGCAGUGAGGAGACACAUGCAAAGGUCAGCCAGGUGCAUUUAGUUGCUCCCCUGGAGAACCAAUUUCCUCUAUUAUACACUAUUCUGAAGGACCAUAUUUCAGAUGAUGUGAACUACAAGGUUCUUGUAUUCUGUACCACAGCAAUGGUCACAGCAUUUGUUGCAGAUCUUCUUGGUGAGCUUAACUUGAAUGUUCGUGAGAUUCAUUCCAGGAAGCCACAGAGUUACAGGACCAAAGUAUCAGAUGAGUUCCGCAUGUCAAAGGGUAUUAUACUUGUAACUUCUGAUGUGUCAGCACGCGGAGUUGAUUAUCCAGAUGUUACCCUAGUUAUACAGGUUGGAGCACCAUCAGAAAGAGAACAAUACAUACACCGGCUUGGCAGAACUGGGCGUAAAGGCAAAGAAGGGCAAGGGAUACUUUUAUUGGCACCAUGGGAGGAUAGCUUCUUAAAGUCUAUCAAGGAUCUUCCUAUAACCAAGGCAACACCGCCAAUCGUUGAUCCUGAUACUAGGAAGAAAGUGGAACGUGCUUUAUCAAAGGUAGAUAUGCAGAGCAAGGAAAAAGCAUACCAGGCAUGGCUUGGGUACUAUAAUUCCAAUAAGAGUGUGGGACGAGACAAAAUGAAGCUUGUAGAGGUCGCAAAUGAGUUUAGUCGAAGCAUGGGGCUUGACACUCCUCCAGCAAUAGCCAAGAUUACUCUUGGCAAGAUGGGGUUAAAGAAUGUCCCUGGUUUACGCGUCAAAUAGACAGAAGUAAUUGUUCUGUUAAAAUUUUUUGGGGUGUCAAGCUAUUUCAAGCUUGUAAGUGUGUUUUUUUUUUUUGUAGGUGAGCUUGUAAGCUUGACAUUUGAAGGCAAGUAGGGUGUUUUUGUUUUUUUAUUUUUAUUUUUUUUAUUAUUAUUAUUUAAUCGUGCGUGCUAAAAGUUAUCUUUGGUAUGCAUAGAUUUCAGGUAUUUAGCUAAUAGAAUUAAUGAUUAUUGUUACUAGUAAUGUUAAUGCUAAUAGAAAUCUACAAUUUAUGGAAUGUAUUAUUGAAAGAUUUGAAACAAAGUGUAAUGCAAAAUUCGAUUUUCUUCUA